Moneuplotes crassus is the source of this 906-nucleotide messenger RNA. NCBI's taxonomy places the organism in Eukaryota, Ciliophora, Spirotrichea, Euplotida, Euplotidae. The record is from the annotation of a GenBank genome assembly.
UAAAAAUCUAUUUAGCCACUCUGAUUCUGCUUACUAUGGCUCUUACAGCGGUCAGCUGCAGACCAGUUCAGAACGAUACAGUAGGAGAAGAGAUAUCAGGACCUAAAUUUAAGUUCCUUAUCUUCAGAGAAGAUUGCUUUGAGAAGCUCACUCAAGGAGGAUUCACUGAAGGGGACUGCGUCGGAAUGACUAUCAGCAAAAUUCUUGGAUACCUUAUUAUCCUGGGAUCCAUGACAGUAAAGCUUCCCCAAAUUUUAAGCAUCAUGAAUGCUAAAAAUGGAGAUGGAAUUCUUGCUUCAAUGUUUUACGCUGAAAAUAUUCUUUUGAUGAUGAACGGAUUAUAUGCGAUCCAUAUUGGGAGUCCAUUCAGUGUUUAUGGAGAGAAUUUUAUCAUCCUUAUUCAAAACAUUAUAAUUUUGUUGUUACUCUGGACAUACCAGAAAGAUAUCUCUUUACUAACCAAAAUCUUGGUCACUGUUUUCGAAGCGUCUCUAUUCACUGUUAUGUAUCUAGAUAUUGUAGGCGAGCAGGGAUGGUUAGUUCUCAUGAACAGCCAGUUGUUAAUUGUAUCUUACUCCCGUAUUCCUCAGAUUAUGCAUUCCUUUAGGCAAGGAUCUACCGGAAAAUUAUCUAUCAUCACUUUCUGAAUGAACGCUGCUGGAAAUUGAGCCAGAUUAUUCACAAUGAUGAAGGAAGCUAACGAUAUUCUCCUCAUGAUGACUGCAUUUGCUUCAUUCAUUUUCAACUUUACUAUUCUCGUCCAGAUUAUUAUUCUUGGAGAUAAGGGAACUAAGACAGAACAGGUUACAUCAGCUCCACCCAAAAAGCUAGCUUCCAAACCAUCAUCAAGAGGAAAGAAGAAGAUUGAUUAGAUCUACCAUCCUUAAAAACUUGUUAAAAGUAUAU